Penicillium subrubescens is the source of this 3273-nucleotide messenger RNA. Its product is annotated as TBC domain-containing protein. The record is from RefSeq and is a predicted model, not a curated record. The coding region runs from base 1 to 3273 and encodes 1090 amino acids. NCBI's taxonomy places the organism in Eukaryota, Fungi, Ascomycota, Eurotiomycetes, Eurotiales, Aspergillaceae. The transcript has a single exon.
AUGGCAGAGCCCGAUAUUCACCCCCAACGGCGGUCCUCCUCUCAAGCGUCAUCUGCUUCAAGUAGGAGUCAAAGGGCUAGAACGCUCAGACACCAGUCGCAAAAGCGCCAUUCGACUUCGCCUAAUGAAACUACCGACCUCACAUCGUUUCCUUCGCUUUCGCCGCCUGAUCGAUCUCCCACCUUGACUCGAGGGGUGACGAAUACACUGUUCGCAGGUAGUGAGGGAGGAGAGGGCGCGAAUGAGACUGGACGUGGGCGCAAGGCUACUCUUGCAAGUUUGACGACGGGAUUGUCCCAUAAGUCAGGUAGGGGCGCCCUCUUCGCCGAUUCGGUCCCCCCGCGCGAUAUUCCAGGAGCUUUGCACUUGGCGGAUGAUGGGCAUAUUGAGCGUUUGAUCGCCACCACCGGGGCUGUUCAGAUUGUGCGCCAAUUCGCCCGUGAUCUGGCCCAGCGGGAUGCGGAAAUUUCAUCCCUUCGACAACGCGCUGAUGCUAGGGAGCGGGAAUUAAAGAGGAUGUUGCGUGAAGUGUCCGUCUCGAAUCAGGAUAUUGAACGCCGCCUUUACCAGCUUGAGAAUCCUACGGAUGACCGCAAUUCUGAUGGAGAGAGCAGCACUAGCGGUGAUCAUGCCGGGUUGAAUGGGCUGAUGUCUCAGGCCAUGACAGACACUGUCGGAUCCCAACCGGAUGGGGAGUCUCAGGGCACUUCAUCCGAUCUACAGGCCACCAUUCGGGCUGCUCAGCGGUCAGAAAAUGAGAAUCGGAGUGGUGGCGGCACACCAAGAUCCGACGCUGGCGUCAAUCGGAGACGACAAGGUUCGCUUCGUGGCUGGCAGGAAUACUUCUUUGGCUCCACCAAUGCUAGUCGAAAGACAAGUCGCGCUAGCAGUAUUAUGAGUGAUAUGCACGAAGUUGAAGAAGAAGACACCGCAGAGCGUGUUCGCGUCCCCAGCAACCCAUCAGUGAGGCGCAAAGCCCUUGACGACCAGCUUUUCCAUCCUCCUGGUGUGGCGGUAAGCGAGAUCUUGAACAGGAGAAUCGCCAGUGGAUCUCCCACUGGUGACGAUGCAAGUAUUCAUUCACGAAAAUCUUCGCGCUCGCUCGGUUCAUGGACGGUGAAGUUGUUCGCCGGCAAUGCGCAAUCAAAGGAUGCUAGUGAUUCUGAGACCAGCCGCAACAGAACCGCAUUGGACAAUCAAGACAAAGACAAGUCAGCUGGGGCUACUCUAUCCGGAGCUGCUUCCUCCAAAAGUGGAUUGUCUGCGGUCGCUGCACUGAAAAGAAUCAACAGCAAUUCCAACGUUACUACUGCGGCGGGACGCACCACUAGUAGCAGUGGUACGGUCAAGAUAAACCCCCAGCGAAGGAACCCUGCUGGAAUCAUUCCACAAGGCGCAGCCGUUGAAAGUACCGACCGAAGCUCGACCAACUUGGGACCCGUUGAAAUGGAUGCUAUCUUACCCUUGGAGUCUCGACCUCCAACUCUAACUCCCAUUUACAACAACUCCCAGCCAGGCGAAUUUCUGACAGAUCGUUUUGGCUUCAUCUACGACCAGCGGCGGAAAAAGCGUCAAAGAGAAGCUAACGCAGGCAAGGGUCAUAAGUCACGCUUAAGCAUCGCCGAGACUCUUGGCAAUCACCGCGCAGACUCUGAUGUUGAGGAUAACGCUCAAACAAGCCCUAUCACUCAGCAACCGGCUGACACUCCGAGCUCUCUUCCCGGCUCUCCUGACGAUGAUCCGGAAAAUGGAGCUGUUGGAAUGCGUCGCUGGCAGGAUUAUCUAAGAAAGCCAUCUCGCCCGACAGAGCUUCUGUCUCAUACACCCUCUGCUGGUCCCAUCGUUUCCUUGAUGACCGCGGGAGAAAGCCGUCCGCACAGCUCGUCAGUUUCUGUGGAUAAAGAUGGCGCUGUAUCGGUUGGUGCAAGCGCACAGCCCUCUGCAUCUACUUCAACUAUCACCGCCGAUCGUCCCGAAUUCGCUGGGACCACCUCAGAGGACUCGGCCAUUGUAACGUCAACCGGAGCUGGCGUUACUGAAACCGAACCGGUGAAGCUACUUCUAGAGCAACUUACCGAUCUUCAUGAUUCUCUCCAGCGAGAUCGGACAGUGCGAUGGAACGAGUUCCUUCGCAAGGUUCGUGCUGAGCGCAGGAAGGAAGGCGAAGCUGCGGCCGCUGCAGCCGCCGACCGGUCUGUGACUGCUGUGGACACGCCUGAAGCAUCUCUCGCAGAUGGAGAGGUCAUUGGCAUCGCUGGACUCGGCAACAAGGGUAAAGUCGGUCGUGCCAAGUGGCGAGAGUUCCGCUUGUUGGUUCUCGGCGGUAUUCCCGUUGCCCUGCGCGCUAAGGUUUGGUCCGAGUGCAGCGGUGCAUCUGCAAUGCGGAUUCCUGGUUACUACGAAGAUCUUGUGCGAGGAAUCGGGGGUACCGAGCCUGACUCUUCGGUCAUUGCCCAAAUCGACAUGGACAUUCGCCGCACUCUCACCGACAAUGUUUUUUUCCGCAAGGGCCCUGGCGUGGGUAAGCUGAAGGAGGUUCUUCUGGCAUAUUCACGCCGGAACCCCGAGGUUGGAUACUGCCAGGGCAUGAACCUGAUUGCAGCCUCGCUCCUGCUUAUCAUGCCGACAGCCGAAGAUGCAUUCUGGAUUUUGACUUCGAUGAUAGAGAUCAUCUUGCCCCAUCAUUAUUAUGAUCAUGGGCUUCUCGCGUCCCGCGCAGAUCAGGUUGUCCUCCGCCAGUACAUUUCAGAACUUCUACCGAAGUUGUCAGCUCACCUGGAAGACCUGGGCAUUGAGCUGGAAGCACUUACGUUCCAGUGGUUCCUUUCCGUCUUUACAGAUUGUCUCUCUGCGGAAGCAUUAUAUCGUGUAUGGGACGUGGUCUUGUGUCUCAACGUUACUAGUACCAGUACGGUCUCUGCUGGCCCUGCACCGACGACCACUUCAGCUGCAUCGAGCGUCAAAGAUGGCAAGGACAAGGCUACUCCCCCCACAGACGAACUUGCUUCCGGCAGCGGAGGAGGAAGUACGUUCCUCUUCCAGGUCGCCCUGGCGCUCCUCAAACUCAAUGAGCCACAGCUGCUCACCACGUGUACUACUCCGGCCGCAUUGUACACCUACAUCAACCACCAAAUGACCAACCAUGCAAUCAGUAUCGACGGUUUGAUCCAAGCCAGCGAGGCGCUUCGUAACAUGGUCCGUCGUGAAGACGUCGUCGCUCGCAGAGCUAUUGCUUUGCAGGAAAUGCGUGAGUCUAGCGGUGGCCGGACUUAG